GAUCUGUUGCCGGGCAACCAGCGCAAAACUCGCCGGAAGUUUCGGCGCAGAAAUAUUCUCGCACAUAACUCUGAUUUUGUUCGUUUUCUUCUUGCUUAAACGGCGUUUGUAACGUACGGAUAGAACAAACUAGACACAACGUGUUAAUUUGUGAGCCUUUACGGAACUGGUAGGCGGAUUUUGUCACCUUUGGACCGAGCACGUCGAGAUGUUUAACCCCCCGUUUUGAUUUGUGCUAGCUUCCGGCGGUAGCUUCAUAGUUAGCAUACAUGUCAGGUGUAUUUCUCAGCUACAGGUAACUCUCAGUAAGACACGAAGGUUCACUGGUGUAUUUUGAAGUGGAUUUGAAUUGUUUCUAUGGUCCUGAAUACUUUCAAUCAAGCCCUAAUUUCCCUGUACAGUUUUACGGGUUUAACGUAUUUUUCCCCAACCCUAAACAUGUAGUUAUUUGUAGUAUCGUAAUACUAAUUUAUAUAAGUGAAAAGUAAAUUUAUUUAAAGGGUAAUUUAACUAUUUUUUCCUGUCCAAAAUAACCCUGCUGAUGAAAGAUGCUGCCCAGGUGCAUUGUGGGAUUUGUAGGACCUCAAACUGAGGACUAAAAAUUUUAAUAUUUUAGCCUUUGUUGCUCCAGUUUUUACUAAUCUUUUUGUGUAUUUCUGAGUGAGUCCUCCAGCUUUAUUAAAAUAAAAUCGCAAGAGUACCCCAGUUUUGAGAAAACUGUUUUCCUCAUACACAUUUAUCUGCUGUAGUUACUUUUAAAAUCAAGAUUGUAAGUAUAUUAACAGCUUAAAAGUAUAUGAUGCAUUACUAUAAAUUCGACCAUAAAGUGCCUAAAAUAGCUGGUAGUUGUCCACUUAGUAGAAAUCUGUAUUAUAAGGAGUUAUCCUGCAUUCUUAUGCAGAUCUUUUCAUUCUUGUAGUAUAGAAUGUUAGCUUUACUUUGACUUAAUGCAACCCAUUGAUUGUGUAAUUCAGUAUUUUAAAGUUUUACUGCUGCUUUUACUCCACUAAAUGAUCCCUCACGCUACCUGGAUUAUUAAACAACCUGUUGAUAUUCAAAUGGCGGGUUAUCCCUCAUGUGAACGCACCUUUCGGAUGCAAUUCAACGCGUGUCUACAGCAGUUUGUAUCUCAGUCAAUGGCCGUGCCGUUUCCCAUCAGGAUGCAUGCAGCAGGCAAACAUCUGUCCCAGAUGCUCGCUGCAUCUUUAAGCUCCGCCGCCGAUAAAUGAGCACGCCGAUCAGCUGCUGCUGUCCGGUGAGGGAGGUGCUGAAAUCAGAGCGCUGUCUCCUUCUCCUGCUCCCCCCACCACCCACCUUCCACCACCUCCCCCUCUUUUCCCUCUCUCUCUCUCUCUCUCUCUCUCUCUCUCUUUUCCUCUCUCUCUCUCUCUAUUGCCGCCGACCGACCGACACUUGCAGCCAUUUUACGCAGGACGAACCUAAUCAUGUCGUGAGCGAAGCUCGCCGGUCACCUGGGCAGAGGAGCCGCCGCCGCCAGCAGCCGCUGCCGCCGCUUCCACCGCGCGUCCCGGUGAGGUGGACAGGCAGGUCCUGGCCAAAAUGGUGAAGAGGAAAAGCCUGGAUGAUAACGAGCCGGAGUGCGGGAAAGGAAUACCGUUCCCCAUCCAGACCUUCCUAUGGAGGCAAACCAGUGCAUUUCUGCGUCCAAAGUUGGGGAAGCAGUAUGAAGCAUCGUGUGUGUCCUUUGAGCGUGUGCUGGUGGAGAAUAAGCUCCACGGGCUGUCGCCGGCCCUGUCAGAAGCCAUCCAGAGCAUCUCCCGCUGGGAGCUCGUCCAGGCAGCCCUGCCUCAUGUUCUCCACUGCACCUCCAUCCUGUUGUCUAACAGGAACAAGCUGGGCCACCAGGACAAGCUGGGCGUGGCCGAGACCAAGCUGCUCCACACGCUGCACUGGAUGCUCCUGGAGGCCGCCCAGGAGUGCAACCACGAGCCCAGCCUGGGCCACGGCUGGUCGGCAGGCAGCAGCAGUAGUGCCUUCCUCCAACCUGUGGGGAAUCAGGGCUCCUCUCCGGGGGCUCCGGGCUCUUGCUCUGGCUCCGUCUUAGGAGGGUUGGGGCCCCAGCACAGCGGCUCCCUGCUGGAGGAGGACGAGCACACUCGCACCAAGCUGUUCCACAAGAGUAUGGCCACCGUGGAGCUGUUUGUGUUCCUGUUUGCACCACUUAUUCAUCGGAUAAAGGAGUCGGACCUGACCUUCCGAUUGGCCAGUGGCCUGGUAAUAUGGCAGCCAAUGUGGGAGCACCGCCAACCUGACAUCCCUGCCUUUACUGCGCUCAUCAAACCCGUCAGAAACAUCGUCACAGCUAAGAGGAACUCCCCAGUCAACAACCAGUGCAGCCCCUGUGGAUCUGGUAACCCGGGUCCCAUGGGCUUCCAGGUGGUUUGUGAAGCCACCCAAUCGGACUCAUCCUCCCCCGCAGCUGGAGAGCAGAGCUGUCGUCGUGGUAACUCGGUGGAGACAGGUGGCCCUUCCCAACAACCCCCACCGGUCAAAGGCCCCUCCAAGAAAAAGACUUCGGCCCCCGCCGGCCUGCCGACCUCCCUGGCUCAACGAGCACGCUAUGCCACUUACUUCGACGUGGCAGUGCUGCGCUGCCUGCUGCAGCCGCACUGGACGGAGGAGGGCGUGCACUGGGCCUUGAUGUUCUACCUGCAGCGCCUGAGGCAGAUCCUGGAGGAGAGACCCGAACGUGCCCCUGAACCGCUAGUCACGCCUCUGCCACGGCCACGCAGCAGCUCCAUGGUGGCUGCCACGCCUUCGCUGGUCAACACCCACAAGACUCAGGAUAUGAGUCUGAAAUGCAACGAAGAAGGAAAAUCUCUGAGCACAGAGACAUUUGCAAAGGUUUCUCUGACCAACCUCCGUCGACAGGCAGUCCCUGACCUCGCCUCAGACCUGGGCAUGAACAUCUUCAAGAAGUUUAAGAACCGGCGCGAAGACCGUGAGAGGAAGGGCUCCAUCCCCUUCCACCACACAGGGAAGAAGCGACAGCGUCGCAUGGGUGUCCCUUUUCUACUUCAUGAGGACCACUUGGACGUCUCACCCACCCGGAGCACCUUCUCCUUCGGGAGCUUCUCUGGCUUGGGUGACGACCGACGGGCUCUGGAUCGUGGAGGCUGGCAGGCCACCAUCAUGGGUAAAUUCACACGGAGAGGCAGCACCGACACAGCUGCAGACGCCGACAGCCUGAGUGCCAAACACUCUCACUCCCACCACUCGCUGCUCAGAGACAUGCCCGACCACUCCAACAGCCACAGCGACAACACCGUCAAAGAGGUUCGAUCUCAGAUCUCCACCAUCACGAUGGCGGCAUUCAACACCACGGUGGCGUCCUUCAACGUCGGCUAUGCCGACUUCUUCACAGAGCACAUGAAGAAACUCUGCAACCCCGUUGUCGUCCCCGAGAUCCCCAUCGAACCUCUGGCCUGCGCCAACCUGCCACGCAGCUUCACCGACUCCUGCAUCAACUACUCCUGCCUGGAGGAGGGGGAGAACAUUGAGGGGACCAAUAACUUUGUCCUGAAGAACGGCAUGCUGGACCUUACUGCCGUCUUGCGGGCUCUCUACGCCGUCCUCAGCCAUGACAUCAGCUCCAGGAUCUGUGACGUGGCCCUCAACAUCAUUGACUGCCUGCUGCAGCUGGGUGUGGUGCCUGGCAUGGGCAAGAAACUGUCCAAGCCUGACAACAAGGAGAACCAGGAGGCCCGGGCCAAAGAUCCGGCCACUCAGGGCCUCGGUGGAGGCGCCCAGGGAGGCGGGGCGGUCCCUGGGGCGGGGGCAGGUGGAGGGGGUGACGGAGGCAGUGGUGGAGGAGGAGGGGGAAGUGGUGGAGGCAGUGGGCAGGGGAGCAAGGAUGACGUGAAGAAUAACAAGGAUAAUGAUAAAAAGGAAGAGGGCUCCGGCUUCAGCACCCACCGCCUGGCUCUGACCAUGCUGAUAAAGAUAGUCAAGUCGCUGGGCUGCGCCUAUGGCUGUGGUGAGGGACACCGCGGACUGUCUGGAGAUCGCCUCAGGAUGCAGGCCCAGAACUGCCUGACCAGCCUUUACAAGCUGGACAAGGUUCAGUUUCGUCAGACCAUGCGCGAGUACGUCAACAAAGACUCUCUCAAUAACAUUGUGGACUUCCUGCAUGCACUGCUGGGCUUCUGCAUGGAGCCCAUAACUGACAAGUACGGCAGUGCAGGUGAGAGGUCCAGGAGGGCGAAAAAAAGAAACAUCGACAAGGCGGGCUUCGGGAACAACUUCACCACGGGUGACAACAAGUCGGUGGCACAGAAUAUGGAGGCGGUGGUGGUGGGAUGCAUGUUCAAGUCCCUCAUCACCCGCUGCGCCUCCACCACGCAUGAGCUGCACAGUCCAGAGAACCUGGGUCUGUACUGCGACAUCCGCCAGCUGGUGCAGUUCAUCAAGGAGGCCCACGGAAACGUGUUCCGCAGGGUGGCACUGAGCGCGCUCCUGGACAGCGCAGAGAAAGUCACCACCACCAAGAAACCUGAAGAGAAGGAAGACACCAAACAGCCUGGACCCAGGAGGUCAGAGGCGGGUGUGUCCGGGGAGAAGGGUCAGGUGUCCAGUGCUGCAGAUGAGUGUCGCAGCUACAUCUCCAGCAGACCCCCCCAGACACCCGAACAUGACGAGCAGAUCCCGGGCGCUCUGCUGGGCAGGAAGGAUUUUUGGCGGAAGAUGUUCAAGUCACAGAGUGCCGCCAGCGACACCAGCAGCCAGUCAGAGCAGGACACCUCAGAGUGCACCACUGCCCACUCCGGCACCACCACCGACCGGCGUUCCCGCUCCAGAUCCCGGCGCAUUUCACUUCGCAAGAAGCUGAAACUUCCCAUAGGCAACUGGCUGAAACGUUCGUCUCUUUCUGGACUGACUGACGGUGUUGAGGACCUGCUGGAUAUAAGCUCAGUGGAUCGACUCUCCUUUAUACGUCAGAGUUCAAAGGUGAAGUUCACCAGUGCGGUGAAGCUGUCGGAAAGUGGUGCUGUGGGGCCGGAGUACGCCAGGGACGAGGAGGAGAAUUUCUUCAAGCGGCUCGGUAAAUGGAGGUCUGGCAGGAGGAAUCCAUCCAAGCUUCACCACACAGAAGAGAAAGAUGGACCUCACGGCUUUCAGGAGCGUCUAGCAGCGAGCCAAGAGGCCAUGAAGAACAAGAACGUGGUGAAUCUUGGCGCCAUCCGACAGGGCAUGAAGCGCUUCCAGUUCCUUCUGAACUGCUGCGAGCCGGGAACAAUCCCUGACGCCUCCAUCCUUGCUGCCGCUCUGGAUCUAGAAGCUCCAGUUGUGGCCCGGGCCUCACUCUUCCUUGAGUGUGCCCGAUUCGUCCACCGUUGCAACCGUGGCAAUUGGCCCGAGUGGAUGAAGGGCCACCACGUAAACAUCACAAAGAGAGGCCUGUCCAGGGGAAGAUCACCUAUCGUGGGCAAUAAGAGAAACCAGAAACUCCAGUGGAAUGCUGCCAAAUAUUUCUGCCAGUGGGGAGACGCAAUCGGCACGAGGCUCAGCGAACUCUGCCACUCUGACAGCGAGAGUCCUGCAAACAUUCUGGGUUACAUUUUCGAUGAAGAGACCAAACGGAGAAUGAGAAAAGAGGACGAGGAAGAGGAUUAUCUGGACGACAACACCGUCAACCCGACCAAAUGUGGCUGCCCUUUCGCUCUAAAGAUGGCCGCCUGCCAGCUAUUGUUGGAAAUCACCACUUUCCUGCGAGAGACGUUUCCCUGCUUACCUCGCCCACGCACCGAACCCCUCGUGGAUCUGGACAGCUGCCGCCUGCGUCUUGACCCUGAGCUUGGCCGGCAUCGCUAUGAGAGGAAGAUCAGCUUUGCGGGCAUCCUCGACGACGAGGAUGGACACGAUUCGCUCAACAGCAGCAGCCACACACUGAAGUCCGACACGACCUGCGACGACAAGAAGACCCAGGAAGCUCAAGACGAUCUCUCCCCGCUUCGAUCUCCUCCAGCACCCAUCCGGAAGAUUCGUAUUGGUGGAUCCCGCCUGCUUCAGAUUAAAGGCGCUCGCAGCUUCCGGGUAAAGAAAGGUGGCUCCCUGUCGUCGAUACGCCGAGCGGGGAGCCUCAAGAGCACCAAGCUGUCCCGGCAGGACUCGGAGUCUGAGAACGAAGAAGGGCUGCUGUCACAAACACACAGCAGGGACACAGUCACGGACAUAGGCAGCCCUUUUAGCACCAGCGAGCCCAGCAUAGAACCAGAGGGCCCGAGCUCCGGAGGAGCUGAGGACAACUACCACAGUAACAUGUCCUGGCUCCAUAUCAUGAUCCUGCUGUGCAACCAGCAGAGUUUCAUCUGCACCCACAUCGACUUCUGCCACCCACGCUGCUACCAGCACCACAGCCGCUCCUGUGCCCGUCUGGUGCGCGCCAUCAAGCUUGUGUACGGCGAGACAGUGGACAGCCUGAGAGAAGACAGCGCCUCCUCUGGUAACAUCGGGGCACGUGCCAAGAAGAAUAAAGAGUGUUCAGAUAAGUCUUGUCUGAGGACUCCAUCCAUGAAGAGAAGACCCACUGACUCCAACACAGAGGGGAAGAAAGACACCGGCAUGCUCAAGUACAUCCGCAACCAGGUGAUGAGCUUGUCACCGGCUCCACUCUCGCUGCUGAUUAAGGCAGCUCCUAUCCUGACUGCCGACAUGUACGGAGACGUCCAACCGGCAGCCUGGGAGCUCCUGCUCAGUGUGGACGAACACAUGGCAGCUGCUGCUGCUGCCAUGUUCCUCCUGUGCGCCGUAAAGGUCUCCGACGCAGUGACCGAAAUGAUGAUGGCUGAGUUCCAUCACCAGGAGGCCUGCCAGCGCAUCAACUCCAUCCUCAAGUUUUACACGCUUUGGCGUUUUCGCUACCAGGUGUGGCCUCGCAUGGAGGAAGGAGCGCAGCAGAUCUUUAAGAUCCCUCCGCCCAGCAUCAACUUCACCCUGCCGUCUCCCAUACUGGGCAUGCCCUGUGUGCCCAUAUUCGACCCCCCCUGGGUGCCCCAGAACACAGGCAGCGUCCAGGACCCGAUCAAUGAAGACCAGUCUAAAUCCUUCUCGGCACGGGCGGUGUCACGCUCACACCAGCGGGCUGAGCACAUCCUGAAGAACCUGCAGCAGGAGGAGGAGAAGCGGCGCCUGGGCCGUGAAGCCAGCAUCAUCACGGCCAUCCCUGUGGCUCAGGAGGCCUGCUAUGAGCCCACGUGCAGCCCGCCACCCGAGCAGGAGGAAGAAGCAGAAGAAGUGGUGAACCUGGCAUCGCGCCGUCUGUCCGUCAGCCCCUCCUGCGCCUCCAGCAACUCCCACAGGAACUACUCUUUCCGUCGGGGCUCGGUGUGGUCCGUCCGCUCGCUGGCCAGCGCCGAAGAUGAAGAGAACACGACAGAACACACUCCGACUCACCACAUGUUACAGCCACCUCAAGCAGUCUUCCCAGCAUGCAUCUGUGCUGCAGUCCUGCCAAUAGUGCACCUCAUGGAGGACGGGGAGGUUCGAGAGGAUGGCGUGGCUGUGAGCGCUGUCGCCCAACAAAUCCUCUGGAACUGCCUGAUUGAAGAUCCCGCCCUGGUUCUCCGACACUUCCUGGAGAAACUCACAGUGAGCAAUCGACAGGAUGAGCUGAUGUAUAUGCUGAGGAAGCUCCUGCUCAAUAUCGGAGACCUCCCGGCUCAGACCUCGCACAUCCUCUUCAACUACCUGGUGGGACUGAUCAUGUAUUUCGUGCGGACCCCAUGUGAGUGGGGAAUGGACGCCAUCUCAGCCACACUGACCUUCCUGUGGGAGGUGGUCGGCUAUGUGGAGGGACUCUUCUUCAAGGACCUCAAGCAGACGAUGAAGAAGGAGCAGUGUGAGGUCAAACUGCUCGUCACUGCAUCCAUGCCAGGAACCAAAACUCUGGUGGUGCAUGGGCAGAAUGAGUGUGACAUCCCGACACAGCUUCCUGUUCAUGAAGACACUCAGUUUGAAGCCCUGCUCAAGGAGUGUCUGGAGUUCUUCAACAUUCCCGAAGCCAGAUCGGCUCACUACUUCCUCAUGGACAAACGAUGGAACCUCAUCCAUUACAGCAAGACGUAUGUCAGAGAUAUCUAUCCAUUCCGGAGGUCAGUCUCACCGCAGCUCAACCUGGUCCACAUGCUGCCCGAGAAAGGACAGGAGCUCAUCCAGAAACAAGUGUUUUCUCGUAAACUGGAGGAAGUCGGCCGUGUCCUCUUCCUCAUCUCCCUCACUCAACACAUGCCAGCUGUGCACAAGCAAUCCCACGUCUCCUUGCUGCAGGAAGACCUCCUCCGCCUGCCGUCCUUCCCACGCACUGCCAUCGACGCAGAGUUCUCGCUGUUCAAUGAGCAGCAAGGUAAGGAGCUGUUCGGUCUGGACACCCUCCACAAGGUGCUGUGGAUCAAGCUGCUGGAGGAGAUGUUUCUGGGCAUGCCCAGUGAGUACCCAUGGGGCGACGAGAUGAUGCUGUUCCUGAACGUCUUCAAUGGAGCACUGCUGCUGCACCCGGAGGACAGCUCCCUCCUCAGGCAGUACACAGCCACCGCCAUCAACACCGCCGUUCACUUCAACCACCUCUUCUCCCUCAGCGGCUACCAGUGGAUCCUGCCAACGAUGUUGCAGGUCUAUGCAGACUAUGAGAGCGACCCUCUCCUGAGGCAGGGCAUCGAGUUCUGCUGCCGGCAGUUCUACAUCCUCCACCGCAAACCCUUCAUCCUGCAGCUGUUCGCCAGCGUGGCUCCACUGCUCGAAUUUACAACCAGCACCAGUACCGGUCUGUCUAAAGGAGUGUCAGCUCAGUGUCUAUUUGACCUGCUAGUCUCUCUAGAAGGGGAGACCCAGGACGCCCUGGAUGCUCUGGAACUGGUUAAGGCUGAGAAACCUCUACGCUCUCUGGAUUUCUGUUACGGUAACGAGGACUUGACCUUCUCCAUCAGCGAGGCCAUCAAGCUGUGCGUCACUGUGGUCGCUUACGCCCCCGAAUCCUUCAGGAGUCUCCAGAUGCUGAUGGUGCUGGAGGCGUUGGUCCCGUGCCACCUCCAGAAACUGAAGAGCAACACAGUGACUAUGGAGUCGGCCUCGGCCGCCAGGGAUGAGAUCGCAGCCAUCGCUGCUCUGGCCACAUCUCUGCAGGCGCUCCUCUACAGCUCAGAGGCCCUCACAAGACCUAUGACAGCCCCGCAGAUGUCCCGCUGUGAUCAGGGCCAUAAAGGCGGCACUACAGCGAACCACGCCAUGUCAGGAGGUGUCAACACCAGGGACAACCUCCACCUGCUGGAGGAGGGUCAGGGCAUGCCAAGGGAGGAGCUGGAUGAGCGCAUCGCCAGGGAGGAGUUCCGCCGUCCGCGCGAGUCGCUGUUAAACAUCUGCACCGAGUUUUACAAACACUGUGGGCCACGACUCAAAAUUCUGCAGAACGUUGCCGGCGAGCCACGAGUCACAGCAUUAGAGCUGCUGGACAUCAAGUCCCACAUGAGACUGGCCGAGAUCGCCCACGCCCUGCUGAAGCUGGCGCCCUACGACACCCUGACGAUGGAGAGCCGAGGGCUGCGCCGCUACAUCAUGGAGAUGCUGCCCAUCACCGACUGGUCUUCGGAGGCCGUCCGGCCUGCCCUCAUCCUCAUCCUCAAGAGGCUGGACCGCAUGUUCAACAAGAUCCACAAGAUGCCUACGCUCAGGUGCGCUCGCCCACAGGCAUUAUGCACCAGGAGACAGGUGGAGUGGGAGGCGGCAAGCAGCCUGAUCGAGGGGAUCUGCCUGACUCUGCAGCGACAGCCAAUCAUCUCUUUCCUCCCACACCUCCGCUCGCUGAUCAACGUCUGCGUCAACCUGGUGAUGGGUGUGGUCGGUCCCUCCAGUGUGGCAGAUGGGCUUCCUCUUCUCCACCUCAGCCCCUACCUGUCCCCUCCACUGCCCUUCAGCACGGCGGUGGUGCGACUGGUCGCCCUGCAGAUCCAGGCCUUGAAGGAGGACUUUCCUCUCAGUCAUGUGAUCUCACCGUUCACCAAUCAGGAGAGGCGAGAGGGGAUGCUGCUCAACCUGCUAAUUCCCUUUGUGCUCACUGUGGGCUCUGGAAGCAAAGAUAGCCCUCACCUGGAGCAGCCUGAGAUCUUUCUCCUCCUCCAGACGGUCAUCAACAUCCUCCUGCCUCCCCGCAUCAUCUCCACCUCCCGCACCAAGAACUUCAUGCUGGACGCCUCCCCAGCUCACUGCUCCACCCCUGGCGACACGGGGAAGGACCUGCGCAGAGAGGGGUUAGCUGAGUCCACCAGCCAGGCGGCGUAUCUGGCUCUGAAGGUGGUGUUGGUCUGCUUUGAGCGCUCGUUGGGGAACCAGUGGUACCGGCUGAGCCUGCAGGUGAAGGAGAUGGCGCUGAGGAAGGUUGGCGGCUUGGCCUUCUGGGACUUCAUUGACUUCAUUGUCCGAACACGUAUUCCCAUCUUCGUCCUGCUGAGACCUUUUAUACAGUGCAAGUUGUUGACCCAGCCUGCUGACUCCCAGGAGGAGAUCACAGCACGUCACCACAUCGCUGACCAGCUGGAACGACGCUUCAUCCCGCGACCUCUUUGCAAAAGCUCCCUGUUUGCAGAGUUUAACAACGAGCUGAAGAUCCUGAAGGAGGCUGUGCACAGUGGCUCCGCUUACCAGGGCAAGACGUCCAUCAGCACCGUGGGCACGUCUACAUCAGCCUACCGCCUUAGUUUGGCCACCAUGUCGCGCUCCAACACGGGUACCGGUACAGUUUGGGAGCAGGACAGCCAACCUUCACGCCAACCCUCCCAAGACACUCUCAGCCGCACCGACGAGGACGAUGAAGAGAAUGACUCCAUGAGUAUCCCCAGCGUGGUGAGCGAGCAUGAGGCCUUCCUGCCCAGGGUGAUAGCACAACGUCGUUUCUCCAGCCACGCCACCGGCUCAGCAGCCUCUCAGCCGGAGGCGCCACGCACCACCAUGCUGCCCAGCCACAGUGAACCCAAUGUGCUAGAUGAGUCCCAGGGCCUUCUGCAGGAGGGUAACCUCUCUAGGGUUGCGAGUGUGCAGAGUGAACCGGGUCAGCAGAACCUCCUGAUCCAGCCUCCGUUAGGAAGAAAGCGCGGCCUCAGACAGCUGCGACGCCCCCUGCUGUCCAUCCCAAAGAACGAACCACGCGGUCGAUCCGGCGCGAGGCUUUCAACGACCCGCAGGAGCAUCCAGCCCAAGAACAAACCACUGGAAACUUUAUUGGACUGUGAAGCGCACGGAGACCAGAAGAGGUCCGUCACCUUCACAGAGAAUCAAGGCCAGCAGCCGUCCACACCCGGCGCUAUGGAGCCGACGGCUGAAGCCAGGAAGGCAAGUCCAGCGCUUUCAAAGUCACCGACACUGGAAGUGCCGUCCGCCUCGUCAGCCACGGUCACCGCAGACCUGCACGGCCCGGCUAACGCACAGGAUCUGAAGUGUGUUGUCACCCAGGUCCCUCCAGCCAUCAGCAGUAAGGAGAAGAGAGAGCAGUGGGGACUCCGCAGCAGCCUCUCCCCUCCUCCCUCCAUCUCCCGCCCCUCCACCCCGACACCUCCCUCCCGAACCUGCUCCCCGCUGCCCCUCUCCCGAACCUGCUCCCCUCUCCCCUUAUCCCGCACCUCCUCCCCUCUCCCUCCACCACUCCCGGUGCUGGGCACAGCCCCGGCUCCAGGUCCUCCUCCGCCACCGCCUCUUCCUCCCCUCCUGCCUCCUCCUCCACCGGGGCCGCCCAGGAUCAGAGAGAGCCCCGGGGACGAGGACACGACGGCACUCCUUCCUCGCAGCGACACCCUGCUGCAGCUCAGCGAGGACGACGGCACCGAGAACCCGCUCCUCACCCCGCUGCUGUCCCCUCCCUCGCCUCGCCACACACCCCGACGCUCACCCCGACGCUUACCUCUGCCCCUCUCCCCUGUCGACCUGGACCUGGAUGAGUCCCACGUGUGAGAGGAUUGUAUUUUUCUAUCUGUAGCCAUACAGAAACCUGCAGGGUACGGAUAAACACACCUGCCUCUUCACGUGCAACAACCCACGACUUUACUCCAUCGUUUGUGUUUCCCCGUCAGCUUCGCCCUCGAGCUAAACUGCUCUCUCCUCGUGUACUUUCAAAUCACAGCUACAGACCCCAAAGGGUUGAAUGUAAACUUUAAACUUUAGCAGUGAUGGUCCAUCCUGAGAUCAAAGAUUUAUUUUUGAAUUAUAUUUAUGUUAUAAAAAGUCUUAAUGAAGCUGGUUAAUACUCAGUUAUUAAAGAAGAUAUUAAAGGAUUAAAGCUACAUUUAAAGUAAAAGAUGUCUAUAUUGCAGAGAUCUAUAUGAAAGAGGGACAUGCAGAGCUUAGAAACACGAAGAGCCAUUCUGACGCUGUUGGUGACGUGAGAAAUGUCUUUUUAUAAAAUAUAUGAAACAUUUUAUGUGGUCGUAUGAAACAUGAGCAAGAAAUGAAGAUUUUAUGUUUUAGAAGAUGAUUAUUGUGUCGAUUUGAACGUGGAAGAAGUUAAUUAGAAAUUAAAGACAGGAGCUGUUUUUAAAGGGGCAUUCACAGCCAAAGCUCAUUUUAAUAGAUUUCUCCUACGUGUCGUCUGGAAAAGACAUCAGCUGACGUCAGGUUGAGUUUCUCCAAAAGUUGGAUCCAGCUCAACUUCUCUGCCGCAGCACUGGAUCCUUCCUGAGUUGUACAUUUAUAUGUAUUAAAUUAUGAAUCUAUUUGAUUUGGGUAUUAUAUAAAUAUUUAUAGUAGAUAAACACAGAAACCUAGAAUCACAGAAUAUUUAAUUUAAAAAGCUAUUAAAUUGUAAAAAUGUAUAAAUGAUGCUGGAGAGCCCCUUUAAAUGAAGUGUGUAUCUAUGGAGGUGUUCAGUCUGUCUUGUUUAUUAGAUUUUUUCACAGAACAGCGCUGGCUCGUCAAACAUGUCCCUGUGUGUGUCGUGUCUCAGCAGAAUAUUUAAUUUGUGACCAAAGACUUUAUCUUUAUGUCGUGUUCCUGGAGUCAAAAAUAUCUGAGAUCCCGUUUCCUGCUGACGUUUUGUUGAAGCGAUGCAGUACAUGCCGUAGACCUCAUCGUCCAUUUCAUGCCUUAACAGAGAAAUAUCAAUAUAUAUUAACGUCUGUCAGUAUCAACAGUUUAUACCUCCAAAUUUCAAACUGUGGGCACGAUGUGACAAAAGAUCUGGACAUCCAUUCAUCUCAAACUGUCUGUAAACGUGCUGCUUUCAUUAAAGGUCAUCAUGAUAAUGAUAAUUACAACAACAAUGAUGUUUAAUCACUGAAACAGGAUCGAUAUGUGCCAUAAUCCACACCAACGCACUGUGAGUGUUUUCCUCCCCUCGACUGUACGUCAGUGCUGUGUGUAACACUCUUUCUUUUGACUGUGUGUGAAUUAUUGUAAACAUUUGGGUGCACAGAGAUUGUUUUAUGGAACAGAGACAAAAUAUUUAACUUGUCUUCUUAAUAAAAAAAAAUCCUGUUUCUAGCAAAUUUAAGACCCCAAAUGUUUGUCAUAACAUGUCCAUAAAACACAAUACUUCAGUCAGAGGGUCAAUGAACUGUUGGAUCUGAGUUCCCUUUAAUGUAAUGUGUCUGUGUCAAAUCAUGUCUUCUUUGUGCAAAGUUAAGAGUAUUAUCCUGUAUAUCAGAAUAUUUCUGGAAUAUCUAAAAGUUUAAAUAAAUAUUGUUUACAAUGUUCUUCAGCUUUCUG
This is a messenger RNA of Larimichthys crocea (large yellow croaker), 13701 nucleotides long. RefSeq names its product unc-80 homolog (C. elegans) (gene unc80). The record is from RefSeq and is a predicted model, not a curated record. Gene Ontology annotation, biological process: monoatomic cation homeostasis. NCBI's taxonomy places the organism in Eukaryota, Metazoa, Chordata, Actinopteri, Sciaenidae. Gene Ontology annotation, molecular function: monoatomic cation channel activity. Gene Ontology annotation, cellular component: axon; cation channel complex. The transcript has 66 exons. The coding region runs from base 1561 to 11952 and encodes 3463 amino acids.